AUGGGCGCAGUCAAGCGGGUUGCCGUCAUCGGCGCGGGGCCGGCCGGGGCUAUCACAAUUGACGCCCUGGCACGGGAGAAGGCCUUCGACGUCAUUCGUGUGUUUGAGCGUCGAGAGGCAGCGGGAGGAUGCUGGGUUGGCGACCAAACACCACCACCACACCUCACAAACCUCUCCUCCCUAGCAGCCCGAACCGCCGACCAACCCCUCCCGAUCCCGGAAACCCUCCCGUCCCGGACGCCGAAAGCUGCGGCCGGGUCAGUCUCGGCCCCUCCCCCGCCACGCUUCACCGAGUCCGGAAUCUACCCCUACCUUGAAACCAACGUCGACGCCAUCCCCAUGUCCUUCUCCGAGGAAUCCCUCCCCGAACAGCGCACCGACAACUCGAUUGCGCUGCACGGCCCCGAGACGCCCUUUCGGCACUGGACCGUGGUGCGGGACUUUGUUCAGGGGCUGGUGAACCGUAACGGCUACCAGGAUUUCGUCUCCUACCGCACCACCGUCGAGCGCGCUGAGAAAGUUGGGGAAGAGUGGAAGCUCACCCUCAGGAAAGAGGGCGAUGAGUGGGACGACUGGUGGGUCGAGUACUUCGACGCUGUUGUGGUUGCGACGGGGCACUACUGGGUUCCUUAUGUGCCUCACAUUGAGGGCCUCGAGGAGUUUGAACAGGCGCGUCCGGGAAGCGUAAUUCACAGCAAGCACUUUCGCGGACGAGAUCACUUCCGCAACAAGCGCGUCGUCGUAGUCGGCGCCUCCGUCUCAGGCGCAGACAUCUCCGUCGACCUCGUCAAAACAGCCAAACUCCCCAUCUACUCCGUCGUAAACGGCCGCAAAGCAAACCUCUAUUUCGGCGACGGCGCCUUCAACCACCCGCAAAUCUCCCGCCGCGCCACAAUCACCCACAUUGACCCCUCCACGAGAACAGUCCACUUCCAGGACGGCACCUCCGUCCCCGGAGUCGACAGCAUCGUCCUCGCCACGGGCUUCACCUGGACCUUGCCCUUCCUUCCUUCGGUCGAGCUGCGCAAUAAUCGCGUCGCGGGGCUCUACCAGCACGUCAUCUACCACGCCGACCCGACGCUACUUUUCAUCGGCGCCGUGGCCGCGGGGCUGACGUUCAAGAUUUUCGAGUGGCAAGCUGUUUUAGCGGCGCGCGUGCUGGCUGGGCGGGCGAAGCUGCCGCUCAAGGAGGAGCAGGCGGCGUGGGAGGCGGAGAGAGUCAAGGAGAAGGGGGACGAUAUUCGGUUCUCGCUCGUGCAUCCGCACUUUGAGGAGUAUUUCGAGACGGUGAGGGAGCUUGCGGGCGAGCCUGAGGGUGGGAUUGGUAGAGCGCUGCCAGUGUAUGAUCCGUCUUGGUUUCAGGUGUUUAUGGAUGGGUUGGAGUUGAGGAAGAAGAUGUGGGUGAGGUUGAAUGCCGAGGCGCGGGAGGCGGCGGUCAAUGGGGUUGGAAAGGAGGGGGAGAAAGGGCCUAUUGUGACUACGAUUGAGGCACCACAGGAGGUGCGGUAG
Colletotrichum tamarilloi is the source of this 1509-nucleotide messenger RNA. RefSeq lists its product as uncharacterized. Bases 1 to 1509 code for a protein of 502 amino acids. Gene Ontology annotation, molecular function: N,N-dimethylaniline monooxygenase activity; flavin adenine dinucleotide binding; NADP binding. The record is from RefSeq and is a predicted model, not a curated record. The transcript is spliced from 3 exons. NCBI's taxonomy places the organism in Eukaryota, Fungi, Ascomycota, Sordariomycetes, Glomerellales, Glomerellaceae.